AUGACUACCUCAGAGCUUGCGCCGCCGUCGCCAGCGAGGAGGAAGAGGAGGUCGCGGAGACGUCGUCAAGACAAGCCCGCGAUCACAGCAAGGCUGGUUCUGGACGACCAUGAUGUGAGAGGCGACGUGGGCAUUGUGUCCGAGGACUUGUUUAUAGACCUUUUCCCCCACCUCCGUGAUGCACCCUCACGUGAAGAUGGCUCCGAUGACAUUCACCAUGUCGCAAUCGCCCCUUGGGAGCCGACCCCGUCCUCGACCGAAACCGCUUGGACGGUGGUGCCUGUAGUCAAGUCCACGGCGCUCAAACACUCGACCGUCCAAUUCUCGCCCUCGUCCUUGUCCUUGCAAAACUUUGCGACCAUUCUCCAGCAGGUUGCGCCGUCAAAGCUCUCGAGCAGUAGCCGCAGCGGCAUCGAAAUCCAGAUACUAGACAUCGUUGCGUUGUCGCUAGACACAGUAUACGUGAGCCUCGAGAGCGAGUUGACGAAGCGUUUGGAACAAGGCGAGGGUACCUUCUACCGCGACCAUCCGAGCAACGCCAACGGCAAAGGCCACGCCGCUCCAGAAACCUCCGAAGUUCGCCUCAUCUCCUCUUUGCGCGUGGCUCUGGGCAGCCUGAGGGUCCUUCACUCGGGCGACCUCUUCCCCCUCCCGUUACCCCCGCAUCCAGUCACUCAUAUCCCGCCAAACCCUGGAAAGAUCAUGUUGUGCGAGCCCGUAAGCCAGGGCAUUCUGUCCGAGAACACAAAGAUCGUCUUGAUGCGAGGGCGGGUACAAGCGAAGCGCGGCCAAGCCGCUCCUUCAAUCCCUCCGAACCGGAGCCUGAACGGCGUUCCUGAAGACGAGGAGGACGAUACCGCCAACGAUCAGUUCUUCUCGGCUGCAGAGGAUAGGUACAAGACGGAUGCUGCGAAUACCGAGAUAGACUCUGUGACUGAGACGGAGGAGUCAGAGCUUUCUGGCAUUGACCAAGACGACGAUCUCUCCGACGACUCCAUGGAUGACAUGAUCUCCUUGCAGGCGCCGACACUGCCUACGACUGCUGCGAGUGGUGUGUCUACGAUGCAGCCGGGAACCCCUAUGACGAUUGGAAGGGGGAGGAAAACCAACGGGAUUGCAACCCCUGCCUCCGUAUUUUCCAACUACACUGCAACUACCGCUCGCCCAGACCGGCCCCGGGGCCGGCUAUUUCGAGCACAGGGGCUGAUUCGAACCGUACCCGUGGACCUCCUUCACCCGAAGCCAGCGCCCGAGGACGACGACGAAGCUAGAGUUUUCGUAGACAUUGCGUCCCUAUCCAAGAUCGGUUGCUUCUCGGGAGACUGGGUACGCAUUGAGGCUGCCGAGGAACCCCCUGCCAACGGCUUUGGCGCCUUCGGACUCGGGAGCUUCACGUCGCUGGAACCGGUGGAAUCUACUUGGCGUCCCGUGAGGGUCUAUGGACUCCCCGAGGGAUACUCUCAGCGCCCAGUCACGCGGAUACCAAACACAAAGCACGGCGAGCGCAGGCUGUCGUUCUUUGACUCCCAACUCCAGAAGCCAUCCAGUCCAGCAGCCUAUAUUUCUCCAAUCUUGUUGGCCAAUCUCGACGAACCGUCGUAUCUCCGACUGUCCCCCAUCAAACGUGGAACGUAUCAAGGAAAGGGGACCCUUCCUAAAUUUACGAGCGCUUCGCGCCCUCCGUACGCCCGCGACAUCACUAUUCAGCACGUUCGGUCACCGGUGACCGCGGAACGAGCUUACCAGUCGGCGGUCCUUGGUGGUCUGAAGCGUUACUUUGCCCAGAAGAUCCGGCUUGUACGAACAGGGGAUCUCAUUGCCGUACCCAUCGACACACAACUGGGCAAAGCACUCCAAGAGCAGCCCAGUGGCAGCAACGGGUCCGAGGUGGAUGAUGUGAUGGCCCUCUCGAAAGAAGGGUCGUCAAGGUUUGAUCAAGUGGCUUGGUUCAAGGUCGGCCACAUUCAAAUUUCAAAAUCCGAUGCCGACAAUGACCAGUCCGAAGAGCUGUGGGCUCGGGUCGCAUGCAUCGACAGCUCAUCCGUCGCGAUGCACGGCUCUGGCUUCGCCACAAACCGCAUACCGGCCACCAAGUGCAACACCUGGCCUUAUUAUCUCGGGGUCAAGAAGAUGCCCACAAAAGCACCAAGCGCCUCGGCGCUGACGCUCCCUGACCAGGAUCAACGUUACAUCUCACCUCUCAGAAGGCGGCUGCGUGAAUUGCUUGCCGCUGCCACGAGUCCCAGAGCAGUACAUCUGAAGAUGCCGCCAGUUGCUGUUCUUGUUACCGCCACGCACCGCAAUAUAGGCAAAGCAACUGUCGCGUCGGAAGCUUGCGCCGAUAUUGGCCUGCACACAUACGCUAUUGACGCAUACGACAUCCUCAGUGAGGCAGGGACCAGCGGCAGCGACGUCAAGACAGAAGGCCUUCUGCGGACCAGGGCCGAAAGGGCGAUGAGCUGCGGCCCGGAAACCACGGCCCUGCUGAUCAAGCAUGUCGAGGCAUUGACAGCCGAUCGUAUGGUGUCGACCUUGAAGGAGGUUUUGCAAGAUACGAGGGUGUUGAUCGCCACCACCAGUGACGUCGACAAGGUCCCAGAUGGGGUUCGUGGUCUCUUUAGCCACGAGCUCGAGAUGGGCGCACCGGACGAAGCUGAGCGCGAAGGCAUACUGAGGGCUAUUAUUGAGGAUCGCGGUAUCAACCUCGACCCUGAAGUAGACCUCAACGGCGUGGCUCUCAAGACUGCUGCGUUGGUGGCGGGUGACCUUGUGGAUGUGGUUGACAGAGCGCUCAUCGCACAACGACUGCGGCUGGAGCAAAUCUCAUCAAAAGCAGAAGCCGCCGGCCAGGCCGUCACGGUGCGCGAUCUUCAAGUGGCCGGUGGACCGAUGGCUCGGUGCGUCACCAAGGGCGACUUCGAGGUCGCUGUGGAAGCUGCACGCAAGAACUUUGCGGGCGCCAUCGGAGCCCCCAAGAUUCCGAAUGUCACAUGGGACGACGUGGGUGGCCUGAACAACGUCAAGGAUGCCGUGACGGAGACCAUUCAGCUGCCCCUCGAGAGACCCGAGCUCUUCGCUAAGGGCAUGAAGAAGAGGUCCGGUAUUCUCUUCUACGGACCCCCCGGAACCGGGAAGACCCUGUUGGCAAAGGCGAUCGCAACGGAGUACAGCCUCAACUUCUUCAGCGUCAAGGGCCCCGAGCUACUCAACAUGUACAUUGGAGAGUCGGAAGCCAACGUUAGACGCGUCUUCCAACGCGCCCGCGACGCCCGCCCUUGCGUCGUUUUUUUCGACGAACUGGACUCUGUCGCGCCGAAGCGCGGAAACCAGGGAGACAGCGGCGGCGUCAUGGACCGCAUCGUCUCGCAGCUACUCGCCGAGCUCGACGGCAUGUCGGGCGGCGAUGACACGAGCGGCGGCGUCUUCGUCAUCGGCGCUACGAAUCGGCCGGAUCUGCUCGACCCCGCACUGCUCCGUCCCGGCCGCUUCGACAAGAUGCUCUACCUCGGCGUUUCCGACACCCACGACAAGCAACUCACGAUCCUGGAGGCCCUUACCAGAAAGUUCACCCUCCACCCCUCUGUCUCACUGCAGUCGGUGGCACAGCGGCUCCCCUUCACUUACACGGGCGCCGACUUCUAUGCCCUAUGCAGCGAUGCGAUGCUCAAGGCCGUCACGCGGCAGGCGGCGGCCGUCGACGCCAAGAUCCGCGACUUCAACGCGGACCGCGACCCGUCGCGCCCACCCAUGUCGACGGCCUACUUCUUCGACCACCACGCCACGCCUGACGACAUCGCCGUUAUGGUCACCGAGGAUGACUUCAUGAGGGCGCACGAGGAGCUCGUGCCGAGUGUGAGCGCCGGCGAGCUAGCACAUUACGAGAGUGUGAGGGCUAGCUUCGAGGGGUCGCCCGAUAAGGACAAGCAGCAGCAGCAGCAGCAACGCCCCGCGGCGGCGGGCCUCAGGGCCGUGUCUGGGUCAUCGGCCAUGUCGAGGGGUAGUUCCAAGGGCAAAGGCAAGGCUGUCUCCGCAUCGUCCAAGGGGAAGGGCAAAGCCUUGGCGUUGGACAGUGACGACGAGUACGGGUCCGAGAGUGAGGUUGCGGUGACGAAUGGCAAGGGCAAGGGGAAGGGCAAGGCCAUCGCCGGGUUUCAGGACGGGACGGCGAGCGACGAUGAGGGAUUGUACUAA
This is a messenger RNA of Colletotrichum higginsianum IMI 349063, 4191 nucleotides long. RefSeq names its product Peroxisomal biogenesis factor 6. The transcript is spliced from 3 exons. Bases 1 to 4191 code for a protein of 1396 amino acids. Gene Ontology annotation, cellular component: cytosol; peroxisomal membrane. NCBI's taxonomy places the organism in Eukaryota, Fungi, Ascomycota, Sordariomycetes, Glomerellales, Glomerellaceae. The record is from RefSeq and is a predicted model, not a curated record. Gene Ontology annotation, biological process: protein import into peroxisome matrix. Gene Ontology annotation, molecular function: ATP binding; ATP hydrolysis activity.